AUGAUAAAAGACUAAUCAGAAAUAAGUCAUAGAAAUCAAAGUGAAUAAUGUUUAAGUAGCUUAAUAAUAAAAAAUACCGAAAUACCCGAAAUACCUAUUCAAAAUAAAAAAAAUGAAACAAUAAUAUUUUAAUACUCAAUAUAUAAGGGUAGACCAGCAACAAUAUUUUUUGAAUACCCAAGCGUAUGUAAUUAAAAAAGAGAUAAAGCAAGAACAUUUGAAAUAAAAGAGAAAUAAAUAAUAUAAAAAUAUGAUUUAAAAUAUUCUACAGGCUCAGUAUUAAAACCAUUUUAUUGUGUUACUUAAUGUUUUGAAAAUGCAGGUUUUAGAAAAUGCUAAUAAGAACUCAAUGAUUGGAAUGGACAUUGGGCAGGAAAAAUGAGAAAUACUAAGAAAAUGAACAAAUUUUAAAAAACUAACCAUUUCCCAGGAUGUUGGAAUUUAGGAAGAAAAGAUUUAUUAUGGAUGCGUUAAUCUAAAAUGAAAAGAUAAUUUCCUAAAGAAUAUAAUUUUUUGCCUACUACUUAUUUAUUAAAAUGUGAAUGGGAAGCAUUCGUUAAUAAAAUAAAUAAAAAAAAAAAUAAACAAAUUUGGAUUUGGAAGCCUGUAGCUUCUGCAUGUGGUAGAGGAAUUCAAAGAAAUAUUGAUGUAAAUAAAAUAUUUUCACAAAUACACGAUAUUAUUAUUAAAACAUGUAUUGCAGUAGAACCUUUUAUGCUAAACUCAAUAAAUAAAUAACCUGAACAUCGAAAUAAUUGCUUUGAAUUAUAUGGGUUUGAUGUUCUUGUUGAUAAAAAUUUAAAAGUUUGGCUUUUGGAAGUAAAUGUUUGCCCUUCUUUAAGUUCUACUUCACCUUUGGAUAAAAUAAUAAAAACCUCAUUAAUAUGUGAUAUUUUACAUAUUGUAGGAUUUUAAGGUUAUUAUAAAAAAUAGUAUAAAAAAUAAUAAUAAUAAUAUAGUAAAAUAAAUUAAAAUAUAAAUGUUGUAGAAGAAAAUAAAAUUUUAUUUUCCAGAGAUAUUAAAUGUAUUAGUGAAUUAAAUUAUGAUAAUUGCUUUGAUUUGCUCAGUGAUUAAGAUUGGGAAGUCAUGUUUUAAACUGAUGAAGAGUUUUAUAGAAAAGGUCAGAAUUUUAAAAGAAUUUUUCCUCCAGAAAACACUAAAAAAAUAAGAUAUUAUUCUUAGUUUUUUUAGUUUAAAAGAUAUUAUAAUGAAAUAAUUUGGAAUAUGUACAACUCUGAGUAAAAUUACUUAGAAAAAAUUUAUAAAAAAAAUGAUUGA
Molecule: messenger RNA, 1278 nt
Organism: Ichthyophthirius multifiliis
Lineage: Eukaryota; Ciliophora; Oligohymenophorea; Hymenostomatida
Product: tubulin-tyrosine ligase family protein, putative
Exons: 2
Biological process (GO): protein polyglutamylation; microtubule cytoskeleton organization
Cellular component (GO): cilium
Molecular function (GO): tubulin binding; tubulin-glutamic acid ligase activity
Source: RefSeq, a predicted model, not a curated record